AUGAAUAACAGCGUCUUCUCGGGAACCGUGGGGGAGCAGCCCACCACGCCGGCAGCCCUGGCCCCGGAUGAAAAUGGCGGGCAGCCCCCGGGCACCAGGAUGGCACAGAGGCGCGCCCGGGGCAGGCAGAUUGGGCACCAGGGCAGUUCGGAAGAGCCCUGGGUGCAUCCUGAGUCAGAGUUGCUACAGGGGACAGAGCAAAAUCAUUGUGAAGUCUUAGAGGAGAGCAAGGAUCGGAGUGGAGGACAGAUGACAGCUGGGCUCCUGGUGAGAGGCCCUGAGCAAAAGCCGGGCAGCUGGAAGACCCUGAGCCGGCACAUCCCCAGCAGCUGCGAGGGCCGAGGACCCAGGUUUCGGGAAGGUGGGCUCACCGGAACAUCCUGUCCCCCAUCCCCACCGGGGAUCCUAACUGCCUUGGAAACUCUGGCUUCCCAUCCCCACUUCAGGCCCGCCCUGCUCCUCCCAGCCGUGGUUGCCAUAGUAACCAUUAGAGACACCGAAAUCUCGCUGAAGCUGCGGAAUGGCAUUAAGCCUGGCUGA
This is a messenger RNA of Rangifer tarandus platyrhynchus (Svalbard reindeer), 540 nucleotides long. Lineage: Eukaryota; Metazoa; Chordata; Mammalia; Artiodactyla; Cervidae. The record is from the annotation of a GenBank genome assembly.